Messenger RNA from Loxodonta africana (African savanna elephant), 3237 nucleotides. RefSeq names its product F-box and leucine rich repeat protein 8 (gene FBXL8). The record is from RefSeq and is a predicted model, not a curated record. Lineage: Eukaryota; Metazoa; Chordata; Mammalia; Proboscidea; Elephantidae. The transcript is spliced from 3 exons. Gene Ontology annotation, cellular component: SCF ubiquitin ligase complex. Gene Ontology annotation, molecular function: protein binding. Gene Ontology annotation, biological process: SCF-dependent proteasomal ubiquitin-dependent protein catabolic process. Bases 1309 to 2433 code for a protein of 374 amino acids.
UCCGCCCUCUCCUCCUCUUACUCCCUCAGGCUCCUGGCGGGUCCAGUCCGCCUAGCUGUCCUGCGCAGCCAUUCCCCUGCCUCCGAGCAGAGCCCACCUGGUCCGCUGAGGAGGUAAGACACCGGUACCUGAGGAUAGACUGCAGGAAGCAGGAAGGGACUUCGGGAGAUAGCCUUUCUUAAGAGGCUGGAGGGCCCCAGGGUAAGAGCUGCCCCGCCUCCUCCCGCGGAGGAAUUGGGACAGACGGAAAAGGGGGCACCAAGUGGCGCCACCUGAGGACCAGAAUAUUGUGGUGCUCCCUCGGGGUCGUGUUCGUUGAUCUCUUACUCCCUGGCACUCAGAAUGGGGUACCUAUGGGUCCCAGGUACAAGUCCAGCUGAUGAUAGCUGGAACCCCAGGCUAUCAAACCCAUUGCCGUCGAGUUGAUUCCGACCAUAAUGACUCUAAAAGACUGAGUAGAACUGUCCCAUAGGGUUUCCAAGGCUAUAAAUCUUUUACAGAAGCCAGACUGCCGUAUUUUUUUCCCACGGAGAGGCUGGUGAGUUCCAACUGCCAGCCUUUCAGUUACCAACCGAGCGCUCAACCACUGCACCAUCAGGGUUCAAAUGGCGCAAAUUCCAGGAGCGGGUUUUGCCUGGAAGAUAAGGGAAACUGGAAACGACUGGCAAGUGGUGUGUUGUGUAAGCAAACUUUGUUGUUAGGUGCCAUCAGUCGGUCCCAACUCAUUGCCCCCUUUUGUAUAACAGGACGAAACGUUGCUCAAUUUUACAGUAACCUUAAAAUAAAACUGACAACUUCAAAGAGGACGCACACCCAUCUCCCCUCCCCAAGGGCGGUGCUGUGAGGUAGGAGGGUCUGCGGAGAUCUAGCCGGGCACCACCUGCCCAGCGGAAGCCAGGGCUGCUUGGGGUUCCGACUUGAACCCAGGGCCCCUCAGACCUCAGAGCCGUCAGCUCCAGAGCCCACAAGCUUUUCUCCGCCACGCCGACCUUUUCUAGGAAGUACCCGGGACGUUGCGCGGCGCAGGAAAGAGAACGAGCCUCACCACUCCGGGCGGAUCCAGCUGUGCCCCGCCCGCGCCCCCGCUUCCUGAUUGGCUCAUGGUCCCUGCCAAUUAAAAGUUUUAUUUUAAAGCUCCCGCCCUGUUAACCCUGUAGUCACUAGAGAUAGGACGUGACAAGCGCAGCAUUUCUCAGCUAGGGGCCAGGGGAUCCACUCCGCGCUUGCUGAAAUGAAGAUUCCCGGGUCCUACCCUUUCCGGAGAGCCUGACUCAGUAGGCAGAAGCUACCCCCACCCUGUACCAGGCUAUGGCUGAACCCAGAGCGCAGUUGCCUGAGGAGGUGCUGGCGCUCAUCUUCCGCCACCUGUCCCUGCGGGAUCGCGCCACCGCCGCUGGAGUCUGCCGGGCCUGGGCCGCCGCUGCCACCUACAGCACCGUGUGGCAUGACACGAACGUCAGUUGCGACUCUGAGCCGGAAGGCAUGCUAUCACCGUAUCUGUCCUCCUGCCUGGACCACAUCCACAAUCUGCGUCUGGAAUUUGAGCCAUCGAGGGAGCCGAGCCGCCGGGCGGCCACAACGCUGCUGACGGCGCUGGCGGGCCGUGCCCAGGGGUUACAAGGCCUGUGCCUGGAGUGCCACGGAGAGAAGCCUCUCUUUGACGCGGGCAGCGAUGUCCUGGACGCGGUGCACGCCGUCUGCCAGGCUGCUCGCGCGCUGCGCCAUCUGGACCUGCGGCGCUUGCCCUUCACGUUGAACGACGCGCUGGUUCUCCAGGUGGCACGCGGCUGCCCGGAACUCUGCAGCCUCUUCCUGGACAACUGCACUCUCGUGGGCAGCGUGGGGCCGGACUCCGUACUCAAGCUGCUGGUUGCCUGCCCGAGAGUGCGUGUCCUCGGCCUGCACCUUGCCAGCCUGUCGCGCGCCACCCUUGAGGCGUUAGCUGCGCCGGACCGCGCGCCUUUCGCGCUCUUGGCCCUGAGGUGCGCGUCUCCCGAAGACGCGCGCGCGCCAGCACUGCCCGACGAGGCCUGGGCUGCACUGCGCCACCGCCAUCCGGGGCUGGCCGUGGAGCUGGAGUUAGAGCCCGCGCUGUCUGCCGACACCGUGAGGCGCGUACUCCAGCCUUCAGUACCAGUGACUGCGCUGCGCCUCAACCUUUCGGGCGAUACCAUAGGCCCCGUGCGCUUCGCAGCGCACCACUACGCGGCAAACCUGCGCACGGUGGAAGUGCGCGCCGCCGCCUCGGCCGAACUGGACGCUGCCCUGGAGGAGCUGGCGACGCGCUGCGCGGGCCUGCGCGAGGUACAUUGCUUCUGCGUGGUGCGGCCCGCCGUUCUGGGCGCCUUCCGCUCGCACUGCCCGCGCCUGCGCAGCUACACGCUCAAACUAACGCGCGAGCCGCAUCCCUGGCGGCCCACGUUGGUGGCGUGAUGAAACAACGCCCGCCUUCCGGCAGAAGUGCGGCCUCUGGGACGCUGUUUGGGGGGCCCAGGAACACCCCAACUGCUAGCCCCUUCCUUCGGGGUUCUGUUACCUUCUGUGCCUCUCGGAGAUUGGGGCCUGUGGGAUGGCAUUGGGACCAGUCCGGGGCGUCCAGAGCACGGCUGGGGCUCUCAAUCUCUACAGACGCCCCGCUGUGUCCCGGGCGUAGUGGGGUCACCCUCCCCUAGCCCCACCCCUCUGCGGACUCUGUGCUAGCUCCGCGGCUUGGACUCCGGGACAGGGAGGGCACGGGUCGGGACUCAGGGGUGAGAGUGCAAUAAAGUAUUGAAGAAUCUCUGCGUCCUGUCAAAGGUGAGAUCGGCUCUGAGCGGGGAAGGCGCGGAGGCCGGGGAAGCUGUCUUGGCAGGAGUUGGAGGGGUCCGACCCCUGAGGCCCAAUGCGGGAAUCAGGGACGGGACACUCGCACUUUUAGAGUGACAACGCCCCAGCAUUCAGUGGGAAGGAGCCCGUUCCCUCUCUCCCUAUCCUACCUCCCCCCCUCCCCGCCCCGCCCUGUGGGGCUUCACCAUGUCCACCGACUUCUUCCAGAAAACAAGGCCGGGUCCAGGCGAUUUCUCAAGCCGGUCUGGGAAGGGUGGGCACUCGAACCCGUAUCUCCACACUACACACAUCUAAUCCCAGCCUUCCCUUUCUGUCUGCUGGUGCGGAGGCCGCGGUCUGAGCCCCGCCCCGCGGGUUCGCACGUGGCCCCCGCCUGACCCGGCGCCCGGAGGCGGAGUAGGGCCGAGCGGG